AAGGGGGAAAAGGUGAGGAACUAAAACCCAAGCAAAGCCCUACCUUUUCUCGUCGGCGAUUUCUCCGUGUGCGCGAUUAUGGCAGCUGUCGCCGCCAGGUCAGUGGUGCGAUCGGCCACCGCGUCGGGACGGAGUGCGGUCUCGAGGUUGUCGUCUGGUGUCAAGCCGAGUGCUAUUUCGUCUCCAUUUCGUGUUUCUUCUCAAAAUUCGCUCUCCGCUCGAAUUUUCAGGUGUCCUGUGGAAAUGAGCAGUGUGAGCGGAAUGUCGAUGAUGCCGUACCACACUGCAACCGCUUCUGCGGUGCUCACUUCCAUGCUCUCGGUUGCACCUCGCAGUCUUGCUUGGAGUAUUGAAGAUGGAUGAUUGUAAUAAUAUGUUAAGAUGCGGUGCUUUUCUUCGAUAUUUCCAUGGAUGUCUGUGGACAUAUAUACUUCUGCUCCGGGAGAGAUUUUCUGGUUCGUCAUAAUUGAAGUUCAGAUUGUUAAGCUAUUUGUAGAUAAACCUCUAUAACUGGGUAUCUAUAUAUAGCUUUCAAUAUUUUCACAAUGAAUUAUGAUCUCAGAUGUUUCUGCCAAACUCUCAUUUGCUUGAAAAGUUCUGUAUCUCGUGGAUAUAGAUAUGUGAUAUGCAACGUUCACUGUUCAAGACUGAAGGAUUCAUUUAACUUAUGCUUUGUUUGAUUUUAAAUCAAAGUUUGUGUUGGCAUGAGUUAUAGU
Molecule: messenger RNA, 716 nt
Organism: Andrographis paniculata
Lineage: Eukaryota; Viridiplantae; Streptophyta; Magnoliopsida; Lamiales; Acanthaceae
Product: protein NUCLEAR FUSION DEFECTIVE 6, mitochondrial-like
Exons: 3
Coding region: 79-363 (94 amino acids)
Cellular component (GO): mitochondrion
Source: RefSeq, a predicted model, not a curated record